CAGAUGUAACACAGAAAUGUCAUCCUGGUUUGCACACACCAGUUCCUGCUGGCUUUUACCUGAAUGAUGUGUGGACAUCUUUGUUGUGUAGCACCCGUCGUUUUAAUACCCAAACAACAACACAGUGCCUGAAAGACAAACACAUCUUUAUGAUUGGAGACUCGACCCUAAGACAGUGGUUUGAGUUACUGGUGAAAGUUGUACCAACUUUGAAGCAGAUGAACCUGCAUGUUAUACAUCAGACAGGUCCACUUAUAGCAGUGGAUGUGGAGAACAACAUUGACUUACACUGGAGGUCUCACGGUGUCCCUCUACGAAGUCAUAAAACUGAAGUUACUAAUCUGCACUACAUCAGUAAUGAGAUUGAUGAUCUGACUGGAGGACCUCAUACUGUGUUUGUUUUUCACCUGGGGAUGCACUUUGCGACAUUUCCUCUAGAUUAUUUCACCAAAAGAGUGCUGAGGAUCCGCAAAGCGGUAUUAGAUUUGUUACAGCGAGCACCAGCAACAACUGUUAUAAUCAAGACUGCCAACACUGGCUUUAAGGAUGUGUUUGGCAGUGACUGGUAUGCUCUGCAGUUGGACACAAUUCUACGGUGGGCUUUUCAGGAUGUUGGUGUUUAUAUUAUAGAUGUGUGGCAAAUGACAGCCUGUCACUACAACAAAGAGAACAUUCAUCCACGUAAAGUUAUCCUCAAAAAUGAGAUAGACAUUUUACUUUCUUUUAUUUGUCCUGCAUGAACUUUUUAAAAGAAAUGACAAAGUCAAAGGAUAUCAUGUUUUGUACUUUAUUUUCUAAAAUGUGAAAAACAAUUAUUAAUAUUU
Molecule: messenger RNA, 824 nt
Organism: Paramisgurnus dabryanus
Lineage: Eukaryota; Metazoa; Chordata; Actinopteri; Cypriniformes; Cobitidae
Source: RefSeq, a predicted model, not a curated record